AUGAGCAAGAAUCCGUCGCAUCCGCUGCUCAGAAGAACGUCCCCAGUGCAAAAGAUGUACCAGCGCUAUUUCGAGUACUACUUCCACCACGCCGCGCCAUCACUUUCCGGAACUCUAGACCAUUCUUUUUGGGGGGUGUAUGUCCUGCAACUCUGCCGCUCCGAGCCCGCAAUCUGGGACGGUCUUAUCUCUCUCAGCGCGCUAUUUGAGCGUCCCCCGGUUAACAAUGCAUCAAACCCAACAGCAUUGCUAAAUUCACCAGUGGAAGUGAGGCAUGAGUAUCACCACGAUGCGUUGGCGUGGUAUUCCCGCUCCUUGGCUGGGCUGCGUCGACGAAUUAGUGGCGGCGGCCGGGUUGUGGAUGUAGAUGUCGUCCUGGUUGGGACGAUAAUUUAUAUUGCUAUUGAGUUUCUGCAGGCUAAUUAUAAGGCUGUGAUGGGGCUGUAUACAAGAGGUAUGCAGCUUAUUGCCGGUAACGUCGCCGCGGAGUCUGGAUUGGAGGUUGCGGUGAAAGCCAUGUUCCGACGUCUUCGCACCCAGAUUUUGAUUUUCAGUAGUGUCCCAAUGAGCGAAGACAUACCCGAUCACCCCGCGCUAAAUGAGAGAUUCGAGUCUAUCGACUCAGCUCGCAAUACAUUAUUCGAGUUGAUCUCGGACAUGAAACAGCUUCUGCUUGCCAUCAAGUCCUAUCGCGCGCAGACUGGCAGCACACAUAUACCCUCUUCGCACCAACUGACUGCCAAACAGGCCGAACUCGAGCAACAACUCCAUAACUGGUAUAAUGCCUUCACAACCCUUUCACCACCACCUAAAACCGGUGUCAGGGAUCCAACUACCCUCAUCCUCCUAAUGAACCACACCGCAAUCCUCCUCGAAACACGAAUCUGUCUCUCAGCCUCUGAAUCAGCCUACGACUCACAAAACAACGAAUUCGAAAAAAUAUUGAAAUACGCAUACUCCCUCAGCUCCUGGCCCUCGUCACCUCCAUCGGCAAGUACACAUAGAAAGAGACAACCAUUCUCAUUCGACCUCUCAACUUUUUUGCCUCUAUUCAUAACAGCGCUGAAAUGCCGCGAUCCGGCUCUUCGCCGCAAGGCGCUUUGUCUCCUAUCAGGAGGAGAUUCAUCUACUACUACCGGAGCAGCAGUAGUGACAGCAGUGCAGGGCCUCUUCUUGUCCCGGCCUGCGGCACAACUCAUCGCAAUAAUUGUAGGGUUGGAAGAGCGCUCCGACCUCUUCCUGCCUGCUUCAGCUUCUGUGACUACCACGCCGCUGAAUCCGGGGCAAGAAACGGAUGAGGUGCCAUCAUUGGAAAAUAUAGUAAAGAGCAUACUCUCCCAAAACGGCUGCAUUCCCAAAGACGAGCAUCGAAUCUGCGAUUUUUGGAUUUCGUCGUCGUCUGAAGCUGCGCCACCAGAGCUAUUAUAUCUAUCAGCGCAGGGGAAGCGUCGUAUCGAUGCUGUUAAGAAUAGUAAGGGGGGAGAGGUUUGGUUAUAUUAUCGUCGAUUCACCUGUCUCGAGGCCCCUGUCUCGUAUGAUGGUCAUGCGGAAGAAGGGGGGAGGAAGAUGGGGUAUGUCACGCGGAGGAUACGGCUAAAGAUAUCUGACUUCAAUGUCACUUAA
Talaromyces amestolkiae is the source of this 1623-nucleotide messenger RNA. RefSeq lists its product as uncharacterized. Bases 1 to 1623 code for a protein of 540 amino acids. Lineage: Eukaryota; Fungi; Ascomycota; Eurotiomycetes; Eurotiales; Trichocomaceae. The transcript has 2 exons. The record is from RefSeq and is a predicted model, not a curated record.